AUGUUAGCAAUUGGUGACGUCGUAUUAAGAUCAGUUAACUUUACUUGUUUAGUUAUUGCUUUAGCUUUAACCGGUUCAUUAGCUGCCACCACAAAUUUUCAAUCCAAUCCUCAAGUUAAUUUUGGGGUAUUUGCUGCAGCUUUCGGUUUAUUAACUUCAACCGUUUAUGGAAUCUUAGCUUAUUUCAUUGCAGCUUUUGCUUGGCCAUUCAUCUUAGCUACUUUUGAUGUCUUAAAUACCAUUUUCACUUUUGCUGCCGCCACCGCUAUUGCUGCCGGUAUUAGAGUUCAUUCUUGUUCUAAUGAAGAUUACCUUGAUGAUAACAACAUUGCUCAAGGUUCAUCAGGUAGAUGUAGAAAAGCUCAAGGUUCUGCUGCCUUCCUUUACUUUUCUUUCUUCAUCUUUUUAGCUUCAAGUGUUUUCUCAUUUAUUAGUGUCACCAGAGGUGGAUUAUUUGGUUCAAAAUCAUCCGCUAGAGUUGGUGUUCCAACUAUGUCACAAGCCUAA
Molecule: messenger RNA, 507 nt
Organism: Yamadazyma jaroonii
Lineage: Eukaryota; Fungi; Ascomycota; Pichiomycetes; Serinales; Debaryomycetaceae
Source: the annotation of a GenBank genome assembly